AUGUCAGAAAUUUAUCCCAAAAGAGUAACUUACUGUGAAGUUUGUUCAUUUCCACCAGAAUUUUGUGAAUAUGGAGCAUCAAUAAAUCAAUGUGUAACAUCCCUAAAACAAAAAAAUCCAGAAUUAUUUUCAAAAUUAUAUCCAAAUCAAUCAACUUCAACAACUGAUGAAAAAUCAAAUAUCCCAAUUGAAAAUUUAAAUAUUCAAGAUAAAGAUUUAUUAAAAAAGCAACAAAAAGAAGAAUUAAAACAACAAAAAGAAUUGGAAAAAAAGCAAAAUUCAAAAAUAAUAAUAAAAAGAAUAGAAAGAAAUAAAAAAAAACAUAUAAUUUCAAUUAUUGGAUUAGAAGUAUUUAAUAUAGAUUCGAAAAAAUUAUCAAAAACUUUUGCAUCAAAAUUUGCAACUGGAACAAGUGUUGUUAAAAAUUCUGAAAAAAAAGAUGAAAUUUUAAUUCAAGGUGAUGUUAGUGAUGAAGCUAAAGAAUAUAUUGAAUCGUUAUUAAAAAAGCAACCUGGUUUAGAAGAUGUUAAAGUUGAACAAAUUGAUGAUAAAAAAAAAGUUAAGAAAGCGAAUCCAAUUAUUGGAGCAAAAUAA
Lodderomyces pseudojiufengensis is the source of this 594-nucleotide messenger RNA. RefSeq lists its product as uncharacterized. The coding region runs from base 1 to 594 and encodes 197 amino acids. Gene Ontology annotation, molecular function: mRNA binding; translation initiation factor activity. Lineage: Eukaryota; Fungi; Ascomycota; Pichiomycetes; Serinales; Debaryomycetaceae. The transcript has a single exon. Gene Ontology annotation, biological process: translation reinitiation; formation of translation preinitiation complex. The record is from RefSeq and is a predicted model, not a curated record.